AUGAACUCCGAGGCUCAUCGCAUGGAGGUCGACGAGGCGAUGCCAGUGCUGAAAGCCAAAGACAAGGUGGCAAACCGCACCCAGCUAGCACAGCCCACGGCGAAGCUAGCAGGAGCUACCGCUGCUGGUUCGUUGACUAGCGGUUCCGGGUCCACCCCUGGCGCCACUAACAGCCUGCGGGAAAACAACGAGCCGAAGAGGGUCCAGACAGCCCAUGGCGAGUCUGACCGCAAAGACGGCGCGCGCCGGGUACUCCGCGAAGACAUGAGGGUCCAAGCCAGCGGUAAUCUGAAGACAAAAGUGCCAGGUAAGCGACGCCGUGGCCGCCCUCGUCUCCACCAGAUCCCUGUCGGCCUGCGCGGCAUUGUGCACAAGGUCGACUUCAUGGUCGGGACGCGCAGCCACGAGGAGGUCCACGGGCCGCUCGUUGCCGGGGACCUCCCGCUGGGGGAAGGUGUCGGCAUGACCUCCCACCCGUAA
Molecule: messenger RNA, 480 nt
Organism: Prorocentrum cordatum
Lineage: Eukaryota; Dinophyceae; Prorocentrales; Prorocentraceae
Source: the annotation of a GenBank genome assembly